Molecule: messenger RNA, 484 nt
Organism: Cuscuta europaea
Lineage: Eukaryota; Viridiplantae; Streptophyta; Magnoliopsida; Solanales; Convolvulaceae
Source: the annotation of a GenBank genome assembly
AAUGGGUGUAUAAGAAGAAAUGCAAUGCUGAAGGUUCACAUGGUAUGUCUUCUAGCCGAUGGGGAGGAUAUUACUUUUGAAGAAGCCAAGCACGAUGAAAAAUGGAGAGAUGCCAUGAACGAAGAAAUAAAAGCGAUUGAGAAGAAUCAGACCUGGGAACUUACCAAUCUCUCGAGAGGUCAUAAGCCGAUCGGAGUCAAAUGGGUGUAUAAGAAGAAAUGCAAUGCUGAAGGUAUGGUCGAGCGAUACAAAGCUCGGCUUGUUGCAAAAGGUUACAAGCAAAAGGCUCGGAAUGAGAGACCGAAGAGAAUUAAGAUUAGGGGAGGAAUUUGUUGGGAUUAAUUAAUUAAUCUUAAUUAGUUUACUUCCUAGGGAACAUAAAUUAUCUUUCCCUACUUUUAUUGGAAAGAUGAAAGGUCUUCUUGGAAAGGUAAAUUGUAUUUCCUAGGGAUUAUUUUACUCCUCUUGUAAUGCCUAUAUAAGG